UUUCUCCAAACAGAAAAAGAAGUGCAGAGUUCGCCUCGGGAUUGGGAGCCGCUGUACAUUGCCGUUCCCAAUCCCACCCAAACUGACGCCAUCGGAUGCCAGCAUGGUAACUGCAUCAGUUUGGAAAAAUCGGGAGGAGAAGAACGUAAAGGAUCACCACCAACUUGAUUCUUCCUUUCCCUCUUCUUUCCGUUUGAAGCCGCCUACAACAUCUCUGACGCCCCUCGACCCCUUGUCUGGCCGAACACCAAUUGGCACUCCAUCCCCCUCACCACCCUCACCCCCUGGAUCCCCUGCCAGAUCCCCUUCCACUCUCUCCAAGUUCUUCAGCCUCUCUUCCCUCUCCUCUCUCCACAUGUCAUCUCUCUCUUCCUCUUCCCCUUCUUCUUCUUCAGAGGAAGGAUCACAGACCUUCUCCCAUUUUAGUGCUUCUUGUGUUUCCCUGGCUGUCUCAACUCAGUCAUCCUCCUCUGCCACUCCCCCCAGUCCUGCCUGCCCUUCCUCCACAACCCACGUCUCCUCCCCUGCCCCCCAGUCCUCCUCUCCAAACCCCCUUGACCACCAUGGAGAGACCAACAAAGACAGUGAGACUGCCAGAGAUCUUAUGAGCUCUGAGGUCAAAGAGGUGGGGGCAGUUGUUCCACAGACAAAGAGAAUGGUACCCCGAUUUGCUGGCAUCGCAGAGGCCUCCAUUGACCUGAAGGCUUCCUCUGUCUCCUUGGAGAGGUAA
Molecule: messenger RNA, 730 nt
Organism: Salvelinus sp. IW2-2015
Lineage: Eukaryota; Metazoa; Chordata; Actinopteri; Salmoniformes; Salmonidae
Source: RefSeq, a predicted model, not a curated record